AGCCCGAGGUCGGCUUCGUGAAAGAGGCUUCUCGCCAGAUCCUGGCCGGUGGUUCCGCUGUGUGAAAAAAGACUUGCUACUUUACGAUGGAAACUCCAGGUGACUUCUAUAUAUCCCAGGUCUGGUAGAAAUUUGCCUGAUGCACCCCCUCGAUGUGGUGAAAACCAGGUUCCAGAUUCAGAGAUGUGCAACUGAUCCAAACAGUUAUAAAAGCUUGGGAGACAGUUUUCGAACAAUUUUCCGAAUAGAAGGGCUGUUCGGUUUUUACAAGGGAAUUCUGCCACCCAUCUUGGCUGAAACACCAAAAAGAGCAGUGAAGUUUUUCACCUUCGAGCAGUACAAGAAAUUGCUAGGAUAUGUGUCACUGUCACCAGCAUUGACAUUCGCCAUUGCUGGAUUAGGAUCUGGACUAACAGAAGCUAUCGUGGUUAACCCUUUUGAGGUAGUAAAGGUUGGCUUGCAAGCGAAUCGGAACAAAUUUACAGAGCAACCAUCCACUAUGAGUUAUGCAAGACACAUCAUUAAGAAGGAAGGCUUGGGACUCCAGGGCCUCAACAAAGGAUUUACAGCAACUUUGGGACGUCAUGGGGUUUUCAACAUGGUUUAUUUUGGCUUCUACUACAAUGUCAAAAACAUUGUUCCUGUCAAUAAGGAUCCAACCUUGGAGUUUUUGAGAAAAUUUGGGAUUGGUCUUCUCUCGGGCACAAUAGCCUCAGUCAUUAACAUCCCUUUUGAUGUUGCCAAAAGUAGGAUUCAAGGGCCUCAGCCAGUUCCUGGAGAGAUCAAGUACAGAACCUGUUUUAAAACAAUGGCAACAGUCUACCAGGAAGAAGGGAUUUUAGCUUUGUACAAAGGCCUGCUUCCCAAGAUUAUGAGGCUUGGACCAGGUGGUGCAGUGAUGCUGCUGGUUUAUGAAUACACCUAUUCAUGGCUUCAAGAGAACUGGUGAUUACCUAUGAAGUGUUGAAAUAAUGGAUAUUUGCUAUACAGCACUGAGCUGAUAAUUGUAGAAUUAUAAUUUACAAUCUUAUGUACAAUUAAGGGGAAACAGUUUAUUCAUGAACUCUAGAUUCAUGAAAAUCUAUUUCAAUACUCCAAAAAUUAUCUCUAGACAAUUGGAGACAGUUUUGGCCACAUCCAUAAAUCUGUGAGAAGAAAGAUAAUAUGAAGUAAUGAGGUGUGUUAAUCGAGCAUAGAAAUCAGAUAUAGUUCAUAAAAGCAAUAUAAAUUUCAUGACCUGUAUUCCUCUCACACUGAUUCACAAUGGAAAUUCCUUGUAUUCAUAAUUACUUUUUUCCCCAAGAGAUCAAGAAGUGCUUAAAGUCAUAAAAAAAAUUAAGCCAAAAUUUGAACAGUUCUUUUAAGGAAUUCUUCCAUAAAUAACUAAAAGGUACAAGAAAAGAUUUUUAAAGUACACUAAAAUGGCAUUUUAAAAAUAUUGAAUUUUAUGUUAAAAUUUAAAUCCAUUGGUUUUCUUUAGAGUAAUAAUCUACAUCACACCUCUACUUUCCCAAAGCUACUGGCACUGUUUUUUUAAAUCAUGAUAUGUGAAGUCUUUUAGGACAAAUAGAAAACAUGAAAUUAUGUUGAACUACUUUCCUUCACAUAAUUCCCUUUGAAAACAAUUUUUGUUGCUGAAAUAGUUUCAUGUUAAAUAAUUUGGAACCACUCCUUGGGCCCAUUUGUGCCGUGUUUGCAUCCAAUUAUCUUUUUUCAGAACUCUUACCUAUACCAUUCUUAAAAAGACUGUUUAAAGUACAUUUCCAAAUUAUUAAAGUGACAGCUUCUGGUAUGAAGUCAUCUAUCUGCAGUGUUAAAAUGUGUAUUAUGAAGGGAAAAAUGUUUCAAAAAAGAAGUACGUUCUUGGCAUUUCCAAAGAUUCCUGUACUAACAUGCACUCCAAAAAAAUAUCUCCUUGGCACCGACAGAACCAAACUGGAUUUUUUAGUUGCCUCCUGAAAUGAUGCUACCUCAGUAGCUGACGUCAACAAAAAUAUCUGCACGUUCUAGACGAUACCUAUUCUUAACUACUACUAAAGAUUAUUUCUACCAUAAGGCUAGGUCACUGAAGCAUUUUGAAAAUAAAAAAUAAAAGAUAACAUGGUAAUUAUUACUUUUUAUUAAUUUAGAGCAUUUGAAGUAUAAAAAUAAAGGCUUUUUGACAUACUGUAUAUACAUACACAGCCUUCGGUUGUACAUCCUUUCCAACGUGUUUUUUAAUUUAUAUUUCAGCCCAAUAUUCAAUAAGAGGGUCAUUAAAAGUAGAAAGAAAAAAAAAAAACAAGAUGCGUCUGUCGUACAACUGCAUCCUAUCCUUUGCAGGUAAUGCUAUUGCGGCCUGUGAAGGAGAGUACUGCCUGCAUGGAGGCCAUGAAAUUGAACCUUUAACCUCUCCCUGUGAAUGGGAUGGGAAAGGACCUCUGAAGAGUGCAUUUGCCAGUUUAAAAACAACACUUUUACCCCCUAAGAAACAAAGGAAAUAUGUCAACAUUACCCAAUAAUAACGUCUAAAAAUUAA
Molecule: messenger RNA, 2518 nt
Organism: Leopardus geoffroyi (Geoffroy's cat)
Lineage: Eukaryota; Metazoa; Chordata; Mammalia; Carnivora; Felidae
Gene: SLC25A21
Product: solute carrier family 25 member 21
Exons: 11
Coding region: 140-949 (269 amino acids)
Biological process (GO): transmembrane transport
Source: RefSeq, a predicted model, not a curated record